This is a messenger RNA of Oncorhynchus keta (chum salmon), 6041 nucleotides long. Its product is annotated as signal peptide, CUB and EGF-like domain-containing protein 1. Gene Ontology annotation, biological process: signal transduction. Gene Ontology annotation, molecular function: calcium ion binding. The transcript has 24 exons. Lineage: Eukaryota; Metazoa; Chordata; Actinopteri; Salmoniformes; Salmonidae. The record is from RefSeq and is a predicted model, not a curated record. Gene Ontology annotation, cellular component: cell surface. Bases 74 to 3202 code for a protein of 1042 amino acids.
GCCAGUACCAAAACGGUUCUCUUAUCAAAGAAACACACAACCAAAAAACUGCAUUCAAUCACCGCCUUUUACCAUGGGAAGUGCUUGUUUUUCAUGGGAAGUAUGUUUGUUUUUCGUCCUCAUUAAUACCUGUGAGGUGAUGGGGGAUGUUGGACUCGCAGACGCCGAUGAGUGCUCUGAAGGCACGGAUGACUGUCACAUUGAUGCUCUCUGCCAGAAUACCCCCAAAUUCUUCAACUGCAUCUGCAAGCCGGGGUACAAGGGAGACGGCAAGCAGUGUGAAGACAUGGACGAGUGUGAGAAUGAGUACAACGGAGGCUGUGUCCACGAGUGUAUCAACAUCCCGGGCAACUACAGGUGCACCUGCUACGACGGAUUCAUGUUGGCCCACGACGGACACAACUGUCUGGACGUGGAUGAGUGCAUGGACAACAACGGAGGAUGCCAGCAGGUGUGUGUGAACACCAUGGGAAGCUACGAGUGUAUGUGCACGCAAGGCUUCUUCCUCAGCGACAACCAGCAUACCUGCAUCCACCGCUCCGAAGAUGGAAUGAACUGCAUGAACAAGGACCACGGCUGCGCCCACAUCUGCAGGGAGACCCCUAAGGGGGGCGUGGCUUGCGAGUGCCGGCCCGGGUUCGAGCUGGCAAAGAACCAGAGAGACUGUACAUUGACGUGUAACUAUGGGAACGGAGGCUGCCAGCACAUGUGUGACGAUACGGAUGUGGGGCCGGUUUGUGGCUGUCACCAGAAGUACGCCCUGCACUCAGACAGCAAGACCUGCAUCGAUCUGUGCUUUGUUGCACCCCGAAAAUGUCGCCCGGAGUUUCACGAUGACGAUGAGAGAGAUGAGGCUGCAAUUGAGAGCUCUGAGUUCAAUGCCACGUCAAUAGCUGAUGUGGACAAGCGGGUGAAACGGCGGCUACUUAUGGAAACCUGUGCGGUGAACAAUGGCGGCUGUGACCGGACAUGCAAGGACACGGCUACAGGGGUCCGCUGCAGCUGCCCCGUGGGAUUCACCCUGCAGCCAGACGGCAAGACCUGCAAAGACAUAGAUGAAUGCCAGGAGGCGACCAAUAACGGCGGCUGUGACCAUUUCUGCAAAAACACGGUGGGCUCCUUUGAGUGCAGCUGCCAGAAGGGCCACAAGCUCCUCACUGACGAGCGCACCUGCCAGGAUAUUGACGAGUGUUCCUUUGAGAGGACCUGUGACCACACCUGCGUCAACUACCCUGGCAGCUUCGACUGUGUCUGUCAGGAAGGAUACACUCUUUACGGCCUCACACACUGCGGAGACAUAGAUGAGUGCAGCAUUAACAACGGGAGCUGUGAACACAGCUGUGUGAACACACAGGGAGGCUAUGAGUGUCUGUGUCCGGCCGGUCAGAAACUCCACUGGAACAAGAAGGACUGCACCAAGGCGGUGAAGUGUUUGGCCGACGGGAAACCAGCGCCGCGCGCCCAGCUCAGCUGUAACAAGAGAGGAGGGGUGGAGGUGUGCUCCCUCUCCUGUCCGUCCAACGCACUCUUCCUCGCAGACUCUGAGAACAGCUACACACUAAGCUGUGGUGUGCCGGUGCAACCUGGGAAGGCACCGCAGAAGAGAAACGCCACCACCGCCCUGCUCACCUGUGCAGAUACGUUACCCCCGCCCAUCAAGCAGAAGGCCCGCUUCAAGGUCAAAGAUGCCAAGUGUCACCUGAGACCCAGGAACAAGGAAAAACACAGAGAGAUGUCCAAGCCGAGCCUGCAAGGGGGUCCGCUCCCGUGUACUGACGACUGCCAGGUGACCUUUGUCAAUCUGAAGUGUGACUCGUCCAAGAAACGGCGGCGUGGACGCAAGUCCCCUUCCAAAGAGGUUUCCCACAUCACAGCUGAGUUUGAGAUGGAGAUGAAGGAAGCCUCAGGUCAGUGUGACUGUGCAACCUCAGACUCGUGUAACGUGGAGUGUGUGAGGGAGCGUAUGAAGCAGAGGUUACAGAGUGCCAUGCGGACCCUGAGGAAGUCCAUCAACAAGCAGCAGUUCUAUAUCCAGUUCUCUGGUACCGAGUACGAGGUGGCCCAGAAACCUGCACUGCACGUUGAGCAAUGCAGCACCGGACAGGUCUUACGGGACGGCAAGUGUGUGAGCUGUGGUGUGGGGACGUACUAUAGUGGAGACCAUGAUCAGUGUAUCGUGUGUCCCCCUGGUACAUACCAGGACACAGUGGGCCAGCUGUCCUGUGAACCCUGCCCCAGCACCGAGGGACAGGGCAUCGCCGGGGCCAAGAACGUCUCCCAGUGCGGAGGCCAGUGUCCGCCUGGUCAGUCUUCGUCAGAUGGGUUCCGUCCCUGUAACCCCUGUCCCCUGGGCUCCUUCCAGCCGGAGCCUGGACGUGUACUCUGCUUCCCCUGUGGAGGGGGCCUCAUGACCAAGUACGAGGGCUCUGUCGCCUUCAGGGACUGUGAGGCCAAAGUCCACUGUGCUCCUGGACACCACUACAACUCCAGUAACCACCGCUGUAUCCGCUGCCCAGCCGGUACCUACCAGUCAGAGUUUGGACAGAACUACUGCAUCACCUGCCCUGGCAACACCACCACCGACUUUGACGGAGCCACGAACGUCUCUCACUGCAAGAACCAGGUGUGUGGCGGUGAGCUGGGGGACUUUACAGGCUUUAUUGAGUCUCCUAACUACCCCGGGGACUACCCGUCCAAUGUAGACUGUAUCUGGACCAUCAACCCCCCUCACAAGAGACGCAUCCUCAUCGUGGUGCCUGAGAUCUUCCUCCCCAUCGAAGACGAGUGUGGAGAUGUGCUCGUCAUGAGGAAGAGUGCCCUGCCCACCUCCAUCACCACCUAUGAGACGUGUCAGACGUACGAGCGGCCAAUCGCCUUCACCUCCCGCUCCCGCAAGCUCUGGAUCCAGUUCAAGUCCAAUGAGGGCAACAGUGGCAAGGGCUUCCAAGUCCCCUAUGUCACCUACGAUGAGGACUACCAGCAGCUGAUAGAGGACAUUGUCCGAGACGGCAGACUCUACGCAUCAGAGAAUCACCAAGAGAUACUGAAAGAUAAAAAACUGAUCAAAGCCCUGUUUGAUGUUCUGGCUCACCCCCAGAACUACUUCAGGUACACUGCACAGGAGUCCAAAGACAUGUUCCCCCGCUCAUUCAUCAAACUGCUGCGCUCCAAAGUCACACGGUUCCUACGGCCGUACAAAUAAGCUGCUACGCCCCCUGUCUGUUACCCAGACGCUUACCCUACUCCCCAUUUCCACCAUCUACUCCUCCCGACCCUUCACCUACGUCCUUACCCUGUCAACAUCCCCAUGUGUCUUCUAAUCCCUACGUCUAUACCCCUACAUCUCUCCUACACCGCCCCCCGCCAAUCUAUCCCUCUCUUCUACACCCUCUACUCUGAAACACUUCUCUUGCACCCCCAACCCUACCCAGAGUUCCUCCUGAAUCGCAAUCCCAGCAUUCUCUGCACAGGAACAGAGAACCAUCUCUUCCUCUUUUGUCUUUUUUCCCCCUGCAGUCCUUGUUUUAACUUUCCAGCUUUUCCCCUGUAAUUCUGUUUUGGUUUGUUUUUGUGUUGUUGUUGUUGUUUUGGUUAUAUUUAUAUGUGUUAGAACUUGCAGAAGCCCACAACAUGGAUGUUUGAUAUAUAUGUACGUACAGACAUGUUGGCUACAAGUAAAAUGUAUGUGUAUCUAUGUACGUAUGUAUAUUUGUGUUUGUGUGAACAUACGUAUGUGCACGUAGAUGUGCACGCAGAUGGUGUGCGAGAGUGAUGUCACACGCAGGUACAUAGAUGUAUCUUUAUUUUGUUAUUUUAAAAGGCCCCUGGCGUGCACAAAAAAAUGAUUGGUGCACUUAUAUCAUAUUCUGCAUCAACAUUUUCACAUGGGAAAUUAAGACAUUUCUGAUUUCGGCAUCCCAGACAAUUCCACCUCAAACUGAGUACAGUGAACGAAUAAGUUUGAUUUUCCAAAAAGUCACUUUUCUUUAAAGAUAUAUAACAAGAUGAAAAAACUACCUGCAAGUAACAGUCGUUGCUAUAGAGAGUAUUGUAUGUGAUGUAACUAAUAUUUGGAACUUUAAUUGCACUUGAAUUUUAUAUUGUGAACUGUAGAAAAAAAAAUCUAAGUUACAUUUUUCCUUAUGUUUUGUGUUGUAUAGAAAUGUAUUACCUUGGUUGUAGCAAAGAGAGAGACAAAAAUAUGUCCCGUUUUGUUCUCACCACAAGAAAAAACCCAGCGUUCAAUUGUUUAGACAGACACCAUCAAAUCCACACAUUUGGCCUGAAAAGCAGUAUUCCCAGUAAGUAAUAAUUUAAAGGGAAAUGUCCUUAACGACCCACUACUAUUUUAGUUGUGGGUGUGCUCCCAUCUCCUAACUCUGCCUCAUCCCUUUAAGACUCUCCUGACUAGCUGCCAGAGAAAAGGGGUGUUUUGUGUAAAGCUUCUUAUAUGAUGGCACUAAGUGCACACUCAAAACCACCUGCUUUUUACGAGUGUCCACUCUCAAUCCGUCCUAUUUGGACUUCUCACAGUUUAUGUAAGUCAUCAACCUAGACUGUUGAUUUAAUAUCUGUAACAAAUAUGUUAGUUUGUUUAUAUUUCUGCACAAUGCAAGUGGAGAAAAUAUGUAUUGUAUGAUGACGAGACUGUUGAUUUGGAGGUGAAUGUAGUAGCAGAGAGACAGAGGUCUGUUUGAAAGUAUUGUGAUGUCUAUGAGAGUAUCUGUAUGUACAUAGCACUUGCAACUGUAACCAUAACCCAGAAAGCGCCCCAACUGACCUCAACUCGUCAAAUGUUCUGACAAAAUACACUUUCAUUGUUCUCCCCCUUGUAACACUCUCCCAGCAGAGUCCGUUUAAGCAAUAAGGCCCUGAGCUGUGGUAUAUUGGCAAUAUACCACAAACCCCUGAGGUGCCUUAUUGCUAUUAUAAACUGGUUACCAAUGUAAUUACAGCAGUACAACAACAAAAAAUCUGUCAUACCCGUGGCAUAUGGUCUGAUAAACCACGGCUGUCAGCCUAUCACAAGUUUAUAAUUGCCUAUACAGCACAUCUAUUACAGACCUAUUAAACUGCUACUACACGGUUAUAAACAAAUUAAAUUAUUUGUGCUGGACACAAGGAUGAUAAGCAUAAUUAUAUGGCUUGUAUCUUCUAACCUAUAGGCCAUAUACUGAAGGCCACUGAUAUGGGAUCAGAAAUAGUCAUUCAUUCAUAAAGUCUGCUUUGUGCCCUAGCACUGAUCCAGAACCUGUUCAUUCCAGUCUAAUCGUAACCCCCAUUGUUGUGUGUAGAGUUGUGUCAGAAAAUUUUACUAGUCGUCAAAUCAAAGCUCAUUGGAGGAGGUGGUCUGGGGGAGGGACCUUGCAAACUCUCCUCCAAUGAGCUUUGAGUGGAAUUGAGCUAACAAGGGCGGAGGAAGCAUGGAUUUGACAGCUAAAGUUUUCAGAUACAACCAAGGUGUUUGUCCACUCAGUCCACUCAAAAUGGUUGUCACCUGCAGAGGUGUAGCUAAUGUUGGUACAGUGCACCCACUUUCUGUUGAGGGAUGUUUUGGGCGUUUAGUGUGUUUGAUGAUGAUGAUGAUGAUGAUGAUGAUGAUGAUGAUGAUGAUGAAAAUCGGUAUGAAAUGCAACAUUUUUUAUGAUUGACUUUUCCUGAGAAUGUAUUCUAUUGUGUGUGUGUGUGUGUGUGUGUGUGUGUGUGUGUGUGUGUGUGUGUGUGUGUGUGUGUGUGUGUAUGUGUGUGUGUGUGGGUGUGUGAGAGACAGUGUGAUAUAGAAAGAGUGCAUGUUCUGUGUAUGUGUGUGAGAGAGUGAGACAGUGUGUGUCAGUGUGUGAGUAGCUUGUGAGAUCGAGGUGGAGAAAGAGAGAUAUUGUAUGUAGGUACUUUAGUCCAUUUUAUAGAGGGAUAAUUUUAACGCUUGUGUUAGUCGGUUGUAUGUACCCAAAGAGAGAAACUGUAUCACAGUGUUUUGCCAUUGUUUGGUCCAUGAAAAUCCAGUAAAGAACCAAUUCAAAUAAACAGUAGCAGAAAAACAA